Molecule: messenger RNA, 808 nt
Organism: Zophobas morio
Lineage: Eukaryota; Metazoa; Arthropoda; Insecta; Coleoptera; Tenebrionidae
Gene: zetaCOP
Product: coatomer subunit zeta-1
Exons: 5
Coding region: 192-713 (173 amino acids)
Biological process (GO): intracellular protein transport; retrograde vesicle-mediated transport, Golgi to endoplasmic reticulum; intra-Golgi vesicle-mediated transport
Cellular component (GO): COPI vesicle coat
Source: RefSeq, a predicted model, not a curated record
CCAAUUUUGAACACGUCAAACUUCAAACGUCAAUGAAUGUCAACUCUGACAGAAAGACACAUGUACACCUACAAAAGAAAAAACAAAAAUAAAAGAAUUUAAUUACAAAAGUGUAACUUGAAAAAAAUAUCAUCAAUUACCCGCCAAGAAAGUCUAAAAAGGUGAUAAGACUUUUUCUAACCUAUAAAAAAAUGGAAGGGUCUUUACUUGAACCCACCCUUUACAUGGUUAAAGGAAUCGCAAUCCUCGACAAUGAUGGCAACAGAAUUUUGGCGAAGUACUACGACAAAAACGUGUUCCCCACGGCCAAAGAACAGAGAGCUUUUGAAAAGAAUCUGUUCAAUAAAACUCACAGGGCAAAUGCAGAAAUAAUAAUGUUGGAUGGGCUAACUUGUGUUUAUCGCAGUAACGUCGAUUUGUUUUUUUAUGUAAUGGGGAGUUCACAUGAAAACGAGCUAAUUCUGAUGAGCGUUUUGAACUGCCUUUAUGACUCUGUUAGCCAAAUUUUACGAAAAAAUGUGGAAAAGAGGGCCGUGUUGGAUUCGCUGGAUAUUGUCAUGUUGGCGAUGGACGAAAUUUGUGAUGGAGGUAUCAUAAUUGAUGCCGAUUCAAAUUCAGUGGUGUCACGGGUGGCGCUAAGAAAUGAUGACAUUCCAUUAGGGGAGCAGACAGUAGCCCAGGUAACUAAUGCGGUCCAUUCAAUAUUUUGGUAAUACAGUCGGCUAAAGAACAACUCAAGUGGUCUUUGCUUAAAUAAUAGUAUUAUAGAAUUUGCAUUAUACAAUAAAAAUGUACUAAUAACUAGAAA